GGUGUCAUAGCAACGAUCAACAUUUGUAAAGCGAUUAAAGCGUCGACGAGCACGGACAGUUAAUAAUAACGACAGUAACUGUAUGAGUAUGCACACACAGUUAAUAAUGACGCUCCACCUACUUCUUCCAGGAGAUAAUUAGCGUUACGAUCGUAACACAGCAGGCGGAGGUUCGUGUCACGGUGUUAGCCUGUGACAGAUGGCAAAGAUGCUGACUGAAAAGCUCAGUUUGACUUGUGACAGACUCCUGUCGCACCGGCAGCUCGCAUGCUGUUACUCUUACUUUAGCAUACCACGGCACGGCAAGGAAGUGCUCGUUUACAGCACAAAAGACGGAAAGCAGAAGCCCCUCGUGCUAACUGGUCACCAUGGUGACAUCAGUGCCCUGACUUUUGGAAAAAGAAGCAGUCCUGUUAUCCUCUGCUCCGCCUCUGCUGAUUACGUCAUUGUCUGGGAUAUUGAAUUGUGCCAGAAGAGAACACAGGAAGGUAAAGUUGCAGCUGGAACAGUUAUCGGGACAUUGCUGGGGGAGGUUGUUCAUCUUUCAUUUUGUUUCUCUGAUGCACGAGUGGCUGCAUGCACGGGAGCAACUGCAUGUAUUCUCAGCUUAAAGAGACCAGAAACGAUCCGUACCUUGACGGGCCACCUGGGACCUGUAACAUCAGCAGAGUUCUGUCCCUGGAAUAACGAUAUCCUCGUCACCACAUCAGAAGACCGUACCUUUAGGGUGUGGGAUUUAAAAACUGAAGCUGUUUUCUUCCAGUCGUUUGUGCUUUCAGCCUCUCCACUGCUCACUGCAUUCUUCUUGGAAGAGCACAGGCAUCUUAUCACCGGUUCAACUGAUGGACAGGUGUGGUGCUUUUCUCUCAGUGACGACCACAAGUGUCACCUAGUGACCAAAAUGGACCUUGAGAAGAUGGAAAAAAGACAUCAAAUGCACCAAGAGAGUGUGAGCCAUCAAGCAGGGUGUGUUGGAAAAUCAUCUGCUGAUAAAGUGGAGACUUCAAAACCUGUUCUCAAAAUGGCUUUAUGUAGGCCUCUUUCAGACAUCAAUGGUGACCAAGAAAAUGACAACAGCUGGUUUUGUAUUGGAAGCUCUGAUGGUCUGUAUGUGGUCGAUCUGGCUACGUCUGAACUGGUAACGGCGCUAUAUUUCAAAGAUUACCCUAAGCUGAGCAUCGCCAUGGCUGGGUCAUGGACCAUCUCUCCAGGGUGUGAUAACUCUAUGCUGAUGUUAGUCAGCUCUUUGUUUACCCCAUGUGUGGUCAUGUUGGAGGUGCGUCUAUGUGACCUAAGAAGGCCCUUGGCUUGUGGCGAAGGAUUUUCAGUGUUCCCAAGUUCUCCUCCGCUGCCCAAUUCUCCCCUCAAUACUGAGCUAAAGAGGAAGGAACCCAGCCAUCCUAAAAAGAAAGGAGGUGUAAAGGACCAGCCUCUGGUUUUCCACUGUAAAGUGAAGUCAUCUGGAUAUACUAGUGCCCCGAGGACGAUCAUGUUUUCACCCAAAACAAACGUUCAAAAAAAUUCUUCCUCUAGAAAAAAGGCUGAUGGAAAUACAGGUUCCCUCCUUAAAGAUUACCCACCAGACGGUGCGGCACCGGCUGUCCCGUGUGCUGGUGUGAGCGUGAAGAAGCAUGUCUCAUGCCUUCAGUAUUCAGGUGAUGGAAAACAAAUCCUGUGUGGUCUUGGAGACAGCACACUGUUACUGUACAAGUCCUGCCUUACUGGCGCUCCAGCUGUCUAUAUAGGGCAUGACAAGCCAAUAAGCAGUUUGAGCUGGAGCCUUAGCAGACGGUGGUGGCUGAGUGCAUCAGAAGACCUGUCACUCCAAAUCUGGACUCACUGUAACUCAGAGCCUGCCAUUAUCAUGGGUGACAAAAUGUUCUCCAAACCCAUUAGAGGUGCUCAGUUUUAUUAUCUCGACAAAUUUGUACUUCUGGCAUCCGGGCCCUCUCUGUACCUGUACCUGUAUAACCUGGACAUCACGCGCGAUGACAUAAAAAGAUAUCAUCAACGGAGUGUCAGCAAAUUGGCUGGAUGCUUUACGACAACAUCAGCAACAGACAUCACUGCCUUGUCUGCGAUCAAUGAUUUUUUUUCGCACAUUGUUUUGGUGUGUGGGUCAGAUCGGUCUAUUCAAGUAUUUGACAUGAACAAAGGCACAGUUGCCUCAGAGGUGCCUGAUGCCCACAGCAGAGCCAUCCACUGCAUCACACAGAACAAGGGAUCAGCGUUUAGCUCACAGGCUCCAGAUUCAUACAACCUCUUCCUGACCAGUGCUGUCACUGAUGGUAUGAAGAUUUGGGACCUUCGAACACUUAGGUGUGUACGACGUUAUGAGAACCAUGUAAAUCGCUGCCAGCCCUGCUCUUCAGCCAUCUCGCCAUGUGGACGCUUCAUUGCUACAGGCUCUGAGGAUAACUGUGCCUAUGUGUAUGACAUCCGUAGCAGCAACUAUCUCCACAGAUUACAAAAACACUCAGACACUGUGCUUAAUGUGGCUUUCAACCCUGCUACACCACAGCUGCUAACUGGGACCCUGGAUGGGAAGCUCAGGCUGUUUAAGUCCAGCAGUGGCUCUUCUUUGUCCUGUGACACCAGCGCUGCCGUGCACAGUGUCCUCAACGAGACUGUGUAAUUACAGCUGGCCCCUGCAGAGCCCAUGCAGGUUUUAUUAAUGCAGUUCCAACCCGAUGAGUGGGAUUUUCAUUGGGAAAGAAGAAUUUAAACGUUUUCUUUUUUUGCUCUUGGUUUAAUGAAAAACAGGUAGAGUUAUAUAAAAAUGUGCUCUUGUGUGUUCUUCCUCAGUGCUUAAAAUUGUCAGUAGAAACCAGCCAUUUCAGAUCAUUUGUCUUUGUUAAACUUCCUGCCCAUGCUUCCAGCGCAUUUCUUAUUUAAAGGGAGCUCGGUGCUUUGUUUGAACUCGUUUAGCCACAUUUUUUGUGAUGCACGAUUUAGUCAAUUAAACAUAAUAUCGCUAGAUUUGCCAAAAACAAUUAUUAUUAGCAGUUAUUCACAUCUGUUGCACAUUCUGAAUGGUCAAGCAUAACGUUUAGUUUAUUCAGUAUGUGGAACAGAUGUACUUCUUAUAUCGCUGGCUGUGACCUCCACUUAGCAGAUCAGCACGUAGAGCUAUGACAUCAACUGGGUGCAACCUCUUUGGCUGCCAGACACACAGAUGCUCCUACUGUUCAUACUGAUACACCCAUCUCCAUUGUUUGUGCAGGACGUUUAGUCCUUUCUACCUCAGUCACAACAAACUGUCAGGUAUUCUAAUACAUAGUAGAGGAUAUAAAGGCUCAAUAUGAAAUUUACAUUUGACAUGGCUACAUUGUUGAUGUUAAUGUGAGUGUGAUGUAUGAAUAAACUGUUGCAUCCUG
This is a messenger RNA of Oreochromis aureus, 3377 nucleotides long. It is a transcript of the gene wdr27, whose product is annotated as WD repeat domain 27. Gene Ontology annotation, molecular function: protein binding. Lineage: Eukaryota; Metazoa; Chordata; Actinopteri; Cichliformes; Cichlidae. Bases 200 to 2635 code for a protein of 811 amino acids. The transcript is spliced from 24 exons. The record is from RefSeq and is a predicted model, not a curated record.